AUGUACAGUAAGUCAACUAUUUUUUAACAUAGUCCGGUGAGAAAUAGAUCGGAAAACACAGACAGAAAUAUCGAUGAAGUUGACAUCGAUUAUUCAGGCCCUAGGCAAGGAUAUAGCAAUCAAUCUUAAAACGAAGCCAAGGAUAAUCAAGAAGUGGAAAAGGUAAGAUAAAAUACAAGUUCAAAUAAUAAUUAAGACGAAGAUUCCAAUUUAAUGAUGAAAUAAAAUAUUAAAAACAGCACUAAACAACCUUAGAUGAAGCAGCAAAACUCAAUGCCUCCUCAAAUAUAAAUGCAAAGAUAGCCUUCAGAAAUGCAGUAGUAGCAUUAAAAUAUUUAGAGAAGCCAUACUUAAGAGGAGCUGAAGAAAUCUGAUAAUUUACAAUCUUAACUCGAAGAAAUUCUUCCUCAAUUAUAGUAGAGCUAAGAAUAGGUUGAGAAACAUGAGCAAGUGUUUUUACAAAUUAAGAAAGUAAUUGAUCAUGCUUUAUCAGGUUAAUACGAAAAUCAAUAUGAAGUUUUUCUUUAUGGAUCAGCUAUAACAGGGUUAUCAUUACCUAAUGACUCAGAUCUAGAUAUAACCAUAAUAUUCGACAAUCUCAAAAUCAACCAUAUGACUAUCUUAAAUGAAAUAAAGUAGGAAUUAGGUUAACCUAUACACUUUUAAAAGUUGUACAGACAAGUUUAAAGAAUUGAAAUGAAGAGCGGGGUAAUGCUUGGUUUAUUAGAUGAAGCUAAUAAUGUGAGAAUUGAAAUUCAGAUUAACAAACUUUGUGAGCUUUUGAAUUCAGAAUUGAUUAAGACUUAUGCAAUGAUUGAUAAAAGGUUUAUGUAGUUAGUGCUCUUGUUGAAAUAGUGGAAUAGAAUGAAAUUUACAGAUAGAAUAAAGAGAUUGAAUUAGUAUUCUCUGGUAAUAAUGGCGAUCGCUAGAAUGCAAGAGAUAGGGUAACUUCCUUACCUGUAAAAGCUUAAAGAUCCAAAAACUAUAAUGAACUAUUAAAAAUUUAUAGUGAAACCUUUUAAGGGAGACCUUAACUAGACUUAUUAGACUAAUAUAAGCUUUGAGAAGGAUUUCAAUGCAAUUAAAAAGAAUUUUCAUCCUAAAUUGAAUCCAUCAACAAAUGAUCAUUAUAACUUGGCAGAACUGCUUUUGGAUUUUUUCGUUCACUACAAUAAAUUGUUAAUGGAGAAUACCACCUAGGUAGUCUAAAUAACUUAUGAAUGCAGGAGAUCAGAAGCUAUUGAUGUAUCAAAAGUAAAGAAGAUAAUUAAAGAGCAAUACUUUGAUUAAAUUAACGAAGGGGACACCUUUGUCCUGACAAACGUUUUGUCGCAAAUUGAUAAAUAUAGCUUAAUGAUAAUAGAUCCAUUUGAUAGGAGUUAUAACCCAGCAAAGUCACUAUUAAAAGGUUUUGAUUAGGAAAAGAAAUAUUUGUUGAAGAUCAGGGAAACAUUGCAAAAUCUUGUUUAGAAAAAUAUCAACGAUUUUAAGUCUAAGUCUUGA
Stylonychia lemnae is the source of this 1503-nucleotide messenger RNA. NCBI's taxonomy places the organism in Eukaryota, Ciliophora, Spirotrichea, Sporadotrichida, Oxytrichidae. The record is from the annotation of a GenBank genome assembly.